GCUAUUGGAUAACUUAAAGGUCACAUUUUAAUAACUAUAGAAUAUUACGAAACUCACUGAGCACUCCGUGUACUCCGUUAUUUGCAAUGUCUUACCUAUGGAUAUAUAAAGUUAACACACGUUAGCUUUUUAUAGACGUAUACGUAAUUUUAUAGAUAAAACCUAAUUUAGAGGUUAACUUUUAAUGCGUCAUGGAGUCAAUAGUUAAAACUUAAAAAGUGAAAAUUUACUAAACACCGCAUAACUUAACACUUUUCAUGUUGGUGGUUUGCGGCCAAAAAACUAAAGUACCUAAUACAUAGGCAAGAACGCCAGCGUAAUAAGACUCGAAGCAUUUCGGUGCUUGUAGAAUAAUCCUACUGCGUAAUAAUGUUUUGGGUUAUUAUAAUAUAGACAAUACGGUAAACUAUUUUCCUUAAAACCGUGCGUUUCUAUGCGAAUGUUUACGCUACACGCGAAUGUUUAGAUUAGCCGAGUGUUAUGAUAAUGGCGGGGCCAGCCGUCGUAAUCAUUUUAGUACGAUCGUUACUACUAUCAGGUCGGCUGGCACAAGUACACUUAAGAUCAAUGGAAGCGGGUCACACGUUUUCAUUCUUCUAGAGUGUAUUUCCUGAUUGGCUGUGUGUAAAAAAAUAGAAACAAGUAUAGAAUAGGUGUAAAGGUGGUAGUGAAGUUUUAACCUCCGACCUUAACAACUUUCAGGCAGUAUUUUUAGGCAAGUUAAAAGUCAUCGUCUUCUAAAUGUUGUCUGCGAGUUGUUGAUGAUAACGCUGAAUAUUGAUUCAAAAGGCAAUUCCUGUGCGAGAAUGUCCCCAAAUUGUGUAAAUCUCUUAAGUUACAAUGAUGUAAAGGUUUUUAAUACGAAUGAUUUCGCUUGAAUUGUGUUGAAGUUUCACAAUGACUAUAGCUGAGCUACAGUAUAACCGACCUCUGACGCCCUGAUGCGCUUGUUGGCGCUCUGUUGCGCGCUGUGCCAUGCGCUGGCCUUGCGAGUCCCGCAGCCGCUGCCGCCGCACCACGACGUGGCGACCAACUCAGGCGUGGUGCGCGGGUACCUGGUGCCUCGUCCUCCGCACUACGCCUUCCUCGGCCUGCCCUACGCGCGCCCGCCUGCUGUCCAAGCCAGGUUUAAGGCUGCAGAGACUCCCGUGCGAUGGGAUGGCGUGUUUGAGGCUACGUACCGCGUGCGCUGCGCUCAACCCGGCCAGCGCGGCGACGCAGCGUGCCUGGUUCUCAACGUGUUCGCGCCCGAGCGGGCCACGUCGCGCCCCGUGCUAGUGCACCUGCACGCCGGACACUUCGCCACCGGAUGGGGAUCUCACAGUGCACCACCGCGUCUCCUGAAUUUGGGCUUCGUAGUGGUGACCCUGAACUACCGGCUCGGGGCCGACGGGUUCCUCUGUCUGGGCACGAGCGCGGCGCCCGGCAACGCGGGGCUGAAAGACCAGGUGGCGGCGUUGGCGUGGGUCCAUGAGAAUAUUGACAAGUUCGGCGGGGACGCUUCGCAGGUGACCUUGUACGGGACGAGCACGGGCGCCGCCGCCGCCGAGCUCCUGCUCCUGUCGGGUGCCAUCGACGGCUUCGUACAGCGACUGAUCCUGGAGUCGGGCUCGGCCCUCGCGCCAACUUCACUCAGCAGCGACCCCGUCGCCACGGCGAUGGAUGUAGCUACAGCACUAGGCUAUGAGAACGAUGGCAAUAUAACAAAUGACGACCUCGGUGUGUUCUACCAAAACAUCGCGGUUGCGAAAACGGUGAAUUAUUCUAACAGAUUUGCACCAUGUGUUGAAAACCUUGCAGAGUACUAUUCAGCUUUAUUGAUUAAAGAUCCUAAAGAAAUUCUUCAAAGAGGCAUGUUCAAGCCUGUGCCUCUUUUAAUAGUAUAUUCAAAAGAGAAGAUUUUAGACGAUGACGACAUGUUCCAUAACAUACCGAAUAGCUUUGAAGAUCUUUUGCCAAAUAAUUUAGAGUUCCAAAGUGACGAGACGAAAUUGAGAAUCGGUGAGCAGGUGAAAGAGUCUUACUUUGACGAACUGCAGACGGAUGCGGGUAUAAUUGAAAAUUUUGAAAAUUAUAUAAAUGAUGUGUUCACUGUGUACCCGAUCGUGAAGUCUGCCACCCUGCACGUGGCAAGUGGCUCCCCGGUGUACCUGAUGGAGUUUGUACCCCAUGAUGGAAGCAAUACCAUAUUUGAAUAUGUUUUUGGUAAAGAGGUCUUUAGUGAAGAAGAGGAAUUAAUUGCCGAGAAAUUGGUAACCAUGUGGAGUAAUUUUUUAUUGUAUAGUGACCCUACACCCUUGCAAACCACGCUAUUGCCAGUGGUAUGGCUGCCCAUCACCUUCCGUGUCAGAAACGAAAAGCCAGACAUCAGCACUGCCUCAUGCCUCGUGUUUAAUUCUGGCCAGAUCUCUAUGUCAAUGGGAAUGCCAUCCUCGGGAUACACAUUGCCCGUUUGGGAUCAUAUUUAUGAUAACUUCUAUAAGUCACACACACCAAAGCUUGAGCUGUCGGAGAGUGAGGUCAUGUUGUAUAAUGCAGAGAUUGCUUUUAUUUCCAAACUGAGUCAAGAACUACCAGGGGUGCGGGGGGACAAUAAUGCAAAGAAGCAUGAUGAAAUGAAAAGUGAUAACAAUGUGAGUGUUGAAAAUGGAAGCGGUGAAAGUGAUAAUAGUGACGGUAGUGAAAUUGAGAAUGUAACAGAUGAGAAUGCUGCUGGUGCUGGUGACGGCAGUGAUUUCAUUGAAGAUGAUGAGACAGGCUAUAUUGGUGGAGCUGGUAAUGAAUGGAUGCAUAUAGGGGAAUAAUAAGAAGGAAAUGAUAAUUACAAGGGGAAUGAAGAGCGUUUAAAAUUCUUACUAGGGCAUAGGACCUUUAGUGAAUGGAUAGCCCACAGAGAGUUAUUAUUACGGGCAAAGUUGAAGGCACCAGAGAUGGUGUGCUCAAAUCACUUCACAUAUGCAAUUAAAACUGCACGAGGUCAUGCGCUUGGCCAGGAAUAGAAGCCUAUGGAGGAAUCUGGUCUUCAACAGAAGGACAUGAUGUCACGAUCCUCAGCAUUGAUGGACCGACUAAAGAAGAGUGCAAAUAUGGUAUAUAUUAAUGUACAUAGCAACAAGGUUUUUUCUAACCAAUUUAUUUCUUUGAUAAUAUGCAUUCUUAUUUUUGUGAAAUAAUAAAUAUUUCCAGCCAUACCAUA
This is a messenger RNA of Cydia pomonella (codling moth), 3196 nucleotides long. Its product is annotated as juvenile hormone esterase-like. NCBI's taxonomy places the organism in Eukaryota, Metazoa, Arthropoda, Insecta, Lepidoptera, Tortricidae. The record is from RefSeq and is a predicted model, not a curated record. The transcript has 5 exons. The coding region runs from base 942 to 2804 and encodes 620 amino acids.